AUGGCAGAGGGCAUAGCAUUUUCCAUUGUUGGGAAGCUUGCAGAAUACACAGUCGAUCCAGUUUUGCGCCAAAUCAAGUACUUGUUCUUCUACAACAGAAACAUUCAGAAUUUGCGGAUUAAAGUUGGAGAACUUGAAAAUAAGAGAAAUGCCGUGAAACGACAGGUUCAUGCCGCCGAAAGCAAUGCUGAAAUCCCCAGGGAAGAUGUUUCGGCAUGGUUGCUAAAGGUCGAUGACUUAAAGGAAAAAGCCGACGAAGUUUUGAACGGCGUACAAAGUUCUGAAAUGCGGUGUCUAUUCAAUAGAUGUCCAAAUUUGAAGUCCCGUUACUUAACAAGCAGGAGAGCCACGAAGAAGUCUAUUGAGGCUGAUAAGCUCAAACUGGAAGGUACAUUUGAGACGGUGAGCGAUCCUCGAUCGUCGGUGCAACUGUUGAACCUAACUUCCCACGAGGGUUUCGAAACAAGGUUAUCAACUAAGAAGAAAAUCCAGGAAGCUCUAAAGGACAAAGAGAUCGGCAUAAUUGGGAUCUAUGGCAUGCCUGGAGUUGGUAAGACAACAAUGGCAAAGGAAAUAGUAAAUGAAGUCAAAGUUGAGAAAUUAUUUGACGAGACUGCAUUUGCAGUUGUAUCUAACGAUCCAGACAUAAACAAAAUUCAAGAUCAACUCGCUGAAGCGCUUGAUCUAAAAAUUGAAGAUAAGACAACUAGCGUGAGAGCUGGACUACUUCAUGAAAGACUUAACAAUGACAGGAGCAUUCUUGUAGUAUUAGACGAUUUGUGGAAAAAAAUUGAUUUGGGAACUAUAGGAAUUCCAUCUCCAAAUGGUCAAAACAGGUUGAAAAUUAUGUUUACGACGCGAAGAGAAGAAACGUGUGUUAAAAUGGAAGCCAAGAAAUUCAAAAUCGAAGUUUUGAGUAAAGAAGAAGGAUGGCAACUUUUCACGGUUAAGGCAGGGAUUUCUGAUGAUGAAACUGAUGUUGAACUCGUAAGCUUAGCCAAAGAAGUUGCAAAUGAAUGUGGACGUCUACCUCUUGCAUUAGAGGUUGUUGGCAGUGCACUAAAAGACAAAAAGGCCGUAUAUGAAUGGAAAGAUGCACUUCGACAGCUAAAGAUGUCUAUUGCUACCAAUCUUGAAGGAAUGGACGAUAUCGUGUACAAAAGUAUAAGAUUGAGCUACGACUGUUUGGUAAGUAAUGAAGAGCGGGACUUGCUUUUACUCUGUUCUCUAUUCGCUGAAGAUGAAAGUAUUCCAAUUGAAAAUUUGGUUAGAUAUGCAAGGGGGCUAGAGUUGUUUAAAGAAACCGAGACACUAUGCGAAACUCGAGACCGAGCAAAGACAAUUGCGAAUAAUCUGAAAAGUUGUAAUUUAUUGCAACGAGGUAUGGAGGAAGACGCGGUGAAAUUGCAUGAUGUUAUCAGAGAUUUUUGCUUACAUAUGGCAAGGGAAGAAAAAGGUGGAUAUCUGGUGAAACAUGCUGGUUUGAAAGAGUGGCCAGAACAUGAUGCUCAUGAAUCGUGCAUUGCCAUCUCAAUUACAUUUGAUGAGCUGGAUCAGCUUCCAAGCGGGUUGAAAUAUCGGAACGUUAAGUUGUUACGGGUGAUAUGUCGCGAGUGGGGAGAAUGUAAAAUUUCCGAAGAAUUUUUCAAAGAUAUGAAAGAUCUCAGAGUUCUUGAAUUGGAAAGGAUGUACAUUCAAAUUCCAUCAUCAAUCAAAUUGGGUCUUCGAACUCUGAGCUUGAUUGACUGCAGAAUACAUUCUCAAUUAUCAAUGAUUGAGAGCCUAAAGUUGGAAAUUCUCUCUUUCUAUGAUUCUUCUCUCAAUAAUAAUUCGCCCAUUGAGUUAGCGAAUCUUUGCAACCUAAGGUCACUUGAUUUGAGGUUUUACGAGUCGUCCUGUCCACUUCGACCUGGUGUUUUGUCGGGUAUGAAGAAACUGGAAGAGCUGUGCUUGGGACGUUACAUUCCAAUAGAAGGUGAAGACGCCAAGAUAUUGAAGAAUGUUGUGAGUGAGUUAGAUGAAAAUGGUUUCAUUAAUUUGAAGACACUUAUUCUAUCAAGUGGUGAUUUCGAGUAUCUUAUUGAUGCCACCAACUCUAUUCCAAAUGGCACCUUCGGUAAAUUGGAGUCUCUCGAAUUGGAUCAUUUACCCAAGUUAAUAGAGAUAUGCAAUGGAAAUCUUCCAAGGGGUGUCAUCAAACCUCAAUUGUUCUGUAACCUUACGAGUGUGGAGAUAAGUGAUUGUGACACAAUUAGAAGCUUGUUUCGGGAGUCAGUUGCAAACGGCUUGGUAAAUCUCCAAAGUCUAUACAUAAGAUAUUGUUGGAUGUUAGAGGAAGUUGUUUCAACGGACGCACGAGAAAAUGAAGUUACCAAAGCUUGCAAAAUGCUUGAGUUUCCAAAACUGAAAAAAGUCAGCCUGGAAGGUUUGAGAAGAUUUAAGAGCUUCACAUCUCAAUCAAAUAGCGGCGUUGCUCAUCAAAUAUUUUUCAAUCAGAAUCAGGUCAACUUUCCCAACAUGGAGUCGUUGCAUGUUGAAAUGUUGGAUUGUAUAGUAAAGCUACUAGGCAAGGAAACAUCUCUGCCUAAACUAAAAGACAUAUGGGUGUCGCAUUGUGAUGAAUUGCUGACCAUUGCAGAAUCUGAUUCAAUUCAGUUACUGCAAAAUCUUGAAGAUCUUCAAUUGAAUGAUUGUGAAGCACUUGAAGUAUUGUUUGACUUUGAGGGUAUGAAGGUCACUAAUGAUGAUGCAGAAAUUAAUGUGCUUGGUCGAUUAACAUUUUUGACACUGAGGUUUCUACCAAAAUUGGUGCACAUUACAAGGAUGGUUCCAAAAGGAAUUCGCGUCUUCCAAAAUUUGAAAGAUCUUAAUGUCAUGCGUUGUGAGAGCUUAAGAUACUUAUUCUCACCUUCAAUGGCCAAUUCUCUUGUGGCUCUGGAAUAUCUAAUGGUUUCAAAAUGUGAAUCAAUUAAAGCGAUUGUCGGAAAAGAAGAAGAAGAAGAAGAAGAAGAAGGCACUUCAGAGAUCAAAAGAGUUGAAGCAAUGAAAACCAGAAUUGAGUUUCCUAAGUUGAACUCUCUAGAACUCAAGGAUCUUUCAAGUAUUCAAAUGUUUUGCUCUCAGAACUGUGAUCUUGUGUUCCCUUUAUUGAAUAUUCUGAGAAUUGAAAAUUGCCCUAUGAUGCCAAAAUUGAUUCCAUGGCCAGUAAGUGCACCAAAGCUUGAUAUUUCCGAUUAG
Messenger RNA from Fraxinus pennsylvanica, 3237 nucleotides. Lineage: Eukaryota; Viridiplantae; Streptophyta; Magnoliopsida; Lamiales; Oleaceae. The record is from the annotation of a GenBank genome assembly.